Messenger RNA from Toxorhynchites rutilus septentrionalis, 635 nucleotides. It is a transcript of the gene ND-13B, whose product is annotated as NADH dehydrogenase [ubiquinone] 1 alpha subcomplex subunit 5. The transcript has 3 exons. Lineage: Eukaryota; Metazoa; Arthropoda; Insecta; Diptera; Culicidae. The record is from RefSeq and is a predicted model, not a curated record. The coding region runs from base 186 to 557 and encodes 123 amino acids. Gene Ontology annotation, biological process: respiratory electron transport chain.
AGUUCACCACAAGGGCAUCAGAAUGACAGUUACAACCAAAAUAAAGUUGUACAAUUUUCACAAAAUCGCCUCACAAAUUCUGCCUCUAUAAUAGUCUGGACGGAAAAAUAAAUCCGCAUUAAGCUAUUCCGGAAACCAUCUGCGAAGGAUCUACAUAAACACAAAUAUUACCUGUUGUUUGAAAAAUGUCUGGAACUAUCAAAAAGGCUACUCAGUUGACCGGUUUGGCUGUGGCCAAAAAUCCACACCAUACCUUGACGGCAUUGUACAACAAGAUUCUACGUGCGGUUGCUAAAAUGCCCCAGGAAGCAGCAUAUCGGCGCUACACUGAACAGAUUGUGACAGAAAGGGUCAAAAUCGUUGCCUCGUCUCCAACCGUUGCCGAAAUAGAGGGUAAAAUUAACUGUGGACAAGUAGAGGAGCUUAUAAUUCAAGCCGAGAAUGAACUGAAUUUGGCCCGGAAAAUGCUUGGCUGGAAGCCUUGGGAGUCAUUGGUGAAGCAAGCACCUGCCACUCAAUGGGCAUGGCCACCGGCUCAGAUCCAUGAACUCAAGUAAGCUGUAUUUUGCACUGUUUGAUUAUGUUGUGCUGGGACUAUAAAAUCUUCAUAUUAUAGUCAAUUGUUAUUAGCUUUA